AUGAGGCCUACUACUUUGACGCGAGCAGCAAGGCUCAACUGCCUUAAGCCUUUUGCACUUAAUGGAAUUUCGCGAAAAUGUUUGACUAUGCUCAGUCCUCCAAAAUUUGAGAACGAAAAAAUGUUGAACUAUGCCAAAGGUUCACCAGAAAGAGCACAGUUGACCAAGACCAUCCAAAAGCUCAAGGGAGAAUUCCCUUUUACAAUUCCUAUCACUAUUAAUGGCUCUGAGAUCGAAACGAAAGAGUUACGAUCUCAACUGAACCCUUCGAAGCACAGCGAAAUUGUUGCAAACUACGCAUCCGCCACUCCUGACCAAGUCAACGCAUCUAUUGAUGCAGCCCUCAAGGCCAAGCCAGCCUGGGAAGCCACACCUUUUGAGGACCGAGCCGCCAUUUUCUUCCGCGCGUGCGAAUUGAUCACCGGGAAAUAUCGCUCGGAGAUUGUUGCAGCGACAAUGCUAGGCCAAGGAAAGAAUAUUUGGCAAGCAGAGAUCGAUGCCCCGGCAGAGACAGCAGACUUCUUUCGUCAUUAUAUUCAGGAAGCAUGGGCUUUGUAUUCACAGCAGCCUCAAGUCCACCUUCCAGGAAGCUGGAACAAGAUGGAAUAUCGCCCACUCGAGGGUUUCACAUACGCCAUCGCGCCUUUCAACUUUACUGCCCUUGGUGCUACUCUCAUUGGACCGGCCGCAUUGCUCGGAAACGUUGUUAUCUGGAAGCCUUCCGACUCGGCUUUACAUGCUAGCUGGUUGCUUCAUAAGAUCCUGAUUGAAGCCGGUCUUCCUAAGGACGUUGUCCAAUUCCUACCUGGUGACGCGGAGCAGGUCACCAACACUAUCCUCCAGAGACCUGAGUUCGGGGCUCUGACCUUCAUUGGUGCCACUGCCACAUUCAAGGGAAUUCAAAAGAAGAUUGGAGAUGGCAUUGGUGCCGGUAUCUACAACUCCUACCCCCGAGUGGUCGGCGAAACUGGCGGCAAGAACUGGGGCAUCAUUCAUGCAUCAGCAGAUGUGAGAAGUGCUGCCUUGAACACUAUCCGUGCAGCUUUUGAGUAUCAAGGACAGAAGUGCUCUGCAAACUCGCGUGUGUAUGUUGCAGAGUCUGUCUGGCCGGAAUUCAAGAAGAUCCUGGCAGAGGAGACUGCUGCGCUCAAGGUUGGCGACGUGGAAGAAUAUGAAAACUUCAUUAAUCCGGUCAUCCACGAGCGAUCGUUUGACAAGCUCAACAACUUCUUAGAGGAUGCGAAGAAGGAUUCCGAAUUAGAGCUCAUUGUUGGAGGCAAGGCUUCCAAGGAAGAAGGCUAUUACGUGCACCCUACCAUCUACAGAACCUCCAAUCCUCGGCAUAGAAUCAUGUCCGAAGAGCUAUUCGGACCCGUUCUUGGAGUUUAUGUGUUCCCAGACGCCGAAUGGGAGCAGACAUUGAAGUUGCUUGACACUACUUCUCGAUAUGCUUUGACGGGCAGUAUCUUUGCGAAAGAUCCGUACGUGGGUCGCCAGGCCUCCACUGCAUUGAAGCACGCUGCAGGUAUGCUUUAUAUGAAUACUAAGUGUACUGGAUCUACUGUUGCCCAGCAGCCUUUUGGUGGUAGCCGAGACUCAGGCACGAACGAUAAGACUGGCACUAUGGCGCAUUUGCAGCGAUUCGUGAGCACUCGCACAAUAAAGGAGGAGUUUGUUCCACUCGAGAAGGUUACAUAUCCUUCAAAUGAGGUGUGA
This is a messenger RNA of Penicillium nucicola, 1716 nucleotides long. RefSeq names its product L-glutamate gamma-semialdehyde dehydrogenase. The transcript has 3 exons. The coding region runs from base 1 to 1716 and encodes 571 amino acids. Gene Ontology annotation, cellular component: mitochondrial matrix. The record is from RefSeq and is a predicted model, not a curated record. Lineage: Eukaryota; Fungi; Ascomycota; Eurotiomycetes; Eurotiales; Aspergillaceae. Gene Ontology annotation, molecular function: L-glutamate gamma-semialdehyde dehydrogenase (NAD+) activity.